AUGCAUCUCAGAGGAUCGAUCGGGUCCAUGCUCACCUCCAGCAGCUCCGGGGUGCCGUCACCGGACCCGGAGGCAACGACGGGCAGCACGGCGCGGCAGCCCCAGCCCCAGCCCCAGGCGUUUGACUACUUCGUGGUCCUAGACUUCGAGGCGACGUGCGAGAAAGGCGCGCAGAUCUACCCGCAGGAGAUCAUCGAGUUCCCCUCCGUCCUCGUCGACGGUGCCACCGGCAACCUCGACUCCGAGUUCCGCACCUACGUCCGCCCGCAGCACCACCCGGCGCUGACCGACUUCUGCAGGGACCUCACCGGCAUCCAGCAGGCGGACGUCGACGGCGGCGUGGAGCUGGCCGAGGCGCUCCGCAUGCACGCCGCGUGGCUGCAGGCCUCGGCAUGGGCCAGGAGCGGCGGCUGCUUCGCCGUCGUCACGUGGGGGGACUGGGACCUCCGCACCAUGCUGGAGACGGAGUGCCGCUUCAAGGGGCUCGCCAAGCCUCCCUGCUUCAACCACUGGAUCAACCUCAAGAUCCCCUUCGCGACGGCGCUGGGCGGCGGCCGGCGGGCCGGUCUGCGGUGGGCCGUCCGGGCAGCGGGGCUGGAGUGGGAGGGCCGCCCGCACUGCGGGCUCGACGACGCCCGUAACACGGCGCGGCUUCUCGUGGAGCUCAUGCGGCGCGGCGUCCAGCUCAGCAUUACGAGCUCCCUGCAGGCCCCGUCGCCUCAGCUAACUCCAUGCGGUGGCGCCGGUGCCGCCGCAGCGUGCUACUGCUACUGCGGGGUGGCGAGCAGAGGUGGCGUGGUGGCGGUGCCGGGGCCAAUGCAGGGGAGUUGCUUCCACGGUUGCGGAAACUGGACGCCGUCCAUGGGAGCAGUGUGCUCCUACUUCAUGUGGUCAGAUUGCUAAGCCAAUCCAUGGGUUUGGAUUUGGAGAAUACGCUAUUGAUGGUACAGUAAAUUGUACAUGUGCGAGUAUAUAUGACUCCAGCUCCUUGAUUUUCUUAUCAACUUAAAUGCUAUUGCGUGGUGUAUUUGAUUUCCUCAUGAACUUGAAAUUCUACACAUGUUUUGCUUGAA
Molecule: messenger RNA, 1073 nt
Organism: Hordeum vulgare subsp. vulgare (domesticated barley)
Lineage: Eukaryota; Viridiplantae; Streptophyta; Magnoliopsida; Poales; Poaceae
Product: ERI1 exoribonuclease 2-like
Exons: 1
Coding region: 1-903 (300 amino acids)
Biological process (GO): exonucleolytic trimming to generate mature 3'-end of 5.8S rRNA from tricistronic rRNA transcript (SSU-rRNA, 5.8S rRNA, LSU-rRNA)
Molecular function (GO): nucleic acid binding; 3'-5'-RNA exonuclease activity
Source: RefSeq, a predicted model, not a curated record